GAGAUCCCGCUUCUGAUUGGGUGGCAACUCGAAGUGUUGCAAUUGGCGAUCAGAGAGCCUGGAAAUGUCGGUGGCACGGCUCGGAAAAGUGGUUCCCAAAACGAGCAUCCUGUUCCUAUGCGACAUGCAAGAGAAGUUCCGCCCCAACAUCAGCUACUUCCCCCAGAUUGUGUCUGUGGCAGCUCGGAUGCUGAAGGUUGCCAAAGCACUUCAGAUCCCGACAGUAGUGACUGAACAGUACCCCCAGGGCCUGGGUCCGACAGUGCCCGAGCUGGGUGCAGAAGAGUUUCCGAAGUACACCAAGACGUGCUUCAGUAUGAUCAUCCCAGAGGUGGAGAAGGAGAUGGCGUCUGUGCCCAACCUGAAAUCUGUGCUUUUGUGUGGGAUCGAGACACAGGCCUGCAUCAUGAGCACAGCGCUGGACAUCAUGGAGCGAGGCCUGGAUGUUCACGUCGUGGUGGAUGCCUGUUCUUCCCGCAGCCAGGUGGACAGGAUUGUGGCUUUGUCCAGGUUACGUCAGAGUGGUGCCUUCCUUACCACCAGCGAGGGGCUCAUUCUGCAACUUGUCCGGGAUGCUGCCCACCCCCAUUUCAAAGAGAUCCAGAAGUUGAUUAAAGAGCCUGCCCCAGAUAGCGGCCUCCUUCCCCUGCUGACAGGACCAAGCCCUCUUUUCAGCUAAACCAGCUGGUCCAAAGAAGAUGAUCCUCCACCUCCUCUUUUAAAGCAUCUCCAGCCAUUUAGUUUGGUCAUUGCCACCUUUGGGUAGGGAGAAACUGAAUCAAGAUGUGCCAAGUUCACUUUGAAAUAGGGAGAUGAUGGGGUUGUUACCUGCAUGGAAAACCCAUACCCUAAUUCCAAACUUACGGGGUUUUCUGUGGUUAUUCAGUGGGGUGGAAGAAUCGCUUUUUUGCACAUGUUCAAGGGCAUGGCCCCGGCUUCAAAUUUAGUGUCACCCUCCCUUCUGGGGCAGGGGGUGAUAGAGAGAAUGGGAUUUCUAAUAGGAAGAAGAGACUGGGUCAAAAGAUUAUUGGUAUCUUUUCAGAAGUCUACAUUUUUCUUUAUUGAAGCUAUAUGCAAAGGAUAGGAAUUCUGCACUUAAAAAAACAAAAACAGGUUCUGCAACCAGUGAAAAUCUGUGAUCUGGAGUUAGAAUAAACGAUGCUGAUUUAUUUUUUUAUUUGCACAAUUUUCUUUAAAAUUUCAUUUCAGAAUGUGUGCAUGUACGGAAUUUAGAAUUGUUUUCUGCAACCUUGGAGUUAGAAUAAACGUUGAUUUUUUUUAUUUG
Elgaria multicarinata webbii is the source of this 1285-nucleotide messenger RNA. RefSeq names its product isochorismatase domain containing 2 (gene ISOC2). NCBI's taxonomy places the organism in Eukaryota, Metazoa, Chordata, Lepidosauria, Squamata, Anguidae. The transcript is spliced from 6 exons. Gene Ontology annotation, cellular component: cytoplasm. The record is from RefSeq and is a predicted model, not a curated record. The coding region runs from base 65 to 679 and encodes 204 amino acids.